Molecule: messenger RNA, 1494 nt
Organism: Peniophora sp. CBMAI 1063
Lineage: Eukaryota; Fungi; Basidiomycota; Agaricomycetes; Russulales; Peniophoraceae
Source: the annotation of a GenBank genome assembly
AUGGUAUUGGAAAUUGAAGACGUCCCAGUGCCGUCGGAACCAUUGCUACGUGCCGCCAGCGUAGCAUUGCCUCUGACCGAAGGCACACCAUCCUUCAGGCUCGAUGCGCAGAACAAGUCGUUCAAGCAUCAAUACGCGAACAUAUACUUCUUGCGACUGCGGCUACUGCGUACUUUUGUGGAGGAGAAUGCCGCUAAGAAAUGGCGCAACCUGGCUGGCUCCCCAAAGCUAAUUCCUCGUGUUUUGGAGGUCACCAAGGGCCAACUCUGCUUCAUUGUCGGCACAGUAUACAUGGACAUGCCGCUGAAGCCCAAUGUAUUGGAAGACAUCGGUCGCGAUCGUUCGAUACCCGCUCCCCCGCCUCCUAGGAAAAUCUUCUCCGAUGAUGAUGUCGUUAGCUUGGAGGACGAGUCCGGCCGCAUUCGAUUGGCCGGGGAUCGAGUGAAGAGCACGACUCUGGUCACGGGUGUCAUCGCCGGCGUACUCGGUGUCGAAACGGCUGCGGGGGAGUUCGAGGUCGUGGACAUCUGCUUUGCCGAUCUGCCACCCCAUGACGGCCAAGACGGAAAUGAAGAAGACGCUAUGCAGGUCGAUGAUGCAGUCGAAGAUCAGGAUGAAGAAUACAUCGCAGUCAUAUCAGGGUUGGACAUCGGAACAUCCGCAGCAGUCGAAGCACAGACACAGAUGCUUGCAGAAUACUUGACGGGAGAGGGCGGAGGUCCUGAUGACGCCGGCGUCGCGUCGCGCAUAACGCGGCUGAUUGUUGCAGGCAACUCCUUGUACCCCAUCGAGCCUACGGAAGAUGGACCAAGAGAGCGGAAGGCAAAACGCUACGGACACGGGCCCGCGAAUUUCUCACCACAUCCAAUUCAUGAUCUAAUUGGCCUUCUGGCAGAUGUCGCACGCUCAAUGCCCGUGCACAUUCUUGCCGGUCAGACAGACCCACAGGGUGUCAUUCUACCGCAGCAGCCCUUCCCGCGCGCCAUGUUCGGUGACGCCUCCAAGUUCGCGUCCUUCUCAUGCGAAACGAACCCGACGUAUCUUCGUUUUGCACCAGGCUCUGAAGACGAUGCACAGCCGACAAAUGGCGCUUCAAGCUCUCACGCCUAUCCUUAUACACGUACCAUACUCGCAACGUCGGGCCAGCCACUCAACGACCUCUGCAAGUACGUCCCCACGGAUGGCACGGCGCGACUUGACCUUGCGGAAUCCACGCUUCGUUGGCGACACAUGGCGCCCACUGCGCCAGACACGCUAUGGUGCCAUCCGUUCUUUACCACCGACCCUUUUGUACUCCGCACAACGCCGGACGUGUAUGUGCACGGAUGUCAGCCGCACUUCGCUACACGUCUUGUCGAGGACGGUUCGAAACGCUGUCGGGUGGUAUUGGUACCAUCGUUUGCGGACAGCGGUGUCCUUGUUCUUGUGGGUUUACGGACGCUCAACGUGCGAACAGUGAAGUUUGCUGUAGUCGGCAUGGCCAUUGGAGAGUAA